Messenger RNA from Panicum virgatum (switchgrass), 1655 nucleotides. Its product is annotated as PTI1-like tyrosine-protein kinase At3g15890. Bases 223 to 1368 code for a protein of 381 amino acids. Lineage: Eukaryota; Viridiplantae; Streptophyta; Magnoliopsida; Poales; Poaceae. The transcript has 4 exons. The record is from RefSeq and is a predicted model, not a curated record. Gene Ontology annotation, cellular component: plasma membrane. Gene Ontology annotation, molecular function: ATP binding; protein kinase activity. Gene Ontology annotation, biological process: protein phosphorylation.
GACAAUUUUGUAGCCAGCGAGCCAAACAACAGGCUAGACUCCUAGACCUAGCGAGCUAGCCGCCCCUGGAAAAACAUUCCUCGCAGCCUCGGUUUCUCACCUGCAUCCACAUCCGCGUCCAGAUCGGUCGUCUUCCUCCUCGUCUCCCAGUCCCAGGGCGUGCGCCCUGCCUCUUCGACUCGGCGCACGCGCGUGGUCCGUCGAUCGGCCCGUGGCGUGGAGAUGAUCAACAGGUGCUUCUGUUGCGUCACCGGCGAUGACGAGCCGGAGCCAGCCGCGGCGCCCGCCGGCCGUCGCAGAACGAAUCCGUCGAGGACGCCCAAGAACAGGAGCAGCAUGGAGUAUCCAUGGGAGAUCUACAGCCUCAAGGAGCUCCUGCAGGCGACCAACAACUUCAACGACAGCAACAAGCUUGGGGAGGGCGGGUUCGGCACCGUCUACUGGGGCCGAACCUCCAAGGGCGUCGAGAUCGCGGUGAAGCGGCUGAAGGCAAUGACGGCCAAGGCGGAGAUGGAGUUCGCCAUCGAGGUGGAGAUCCUCGGGCGUGUCCGGCACAAGAACCUGCUCAGCCUCCGCGGCUUCUACGCCGGCGGCGACGAGCGCCUCAUCGUGUACGACUACAUGCCCAACCACAGCCUGCUCACCCACCUCCACCCCCAGCGCGGCGUCCCUUCCUCCCAGCAGCAUCAGCCCCUCGACUGGGCACGCCGCGUCGCCAUCGCCAUCGGCGGCGCCGAGGGCCUCGCGUACUUGCACCACGAGGCGAGCCCGCACAUCAUCCACCGGGACAUCAAGGCGAGCAACGUGCUGCUGGACGCGGACUUCGUGCCCAAGGUCGCCGACUUCGGGUUCGCCAAGCUCAUCCCGGACGGCGUGUCGCACCUGACGACGCGGGUGAAGGGCACGCUGGGCUACCUGGCGCCGGAGUACGCCAUGUGGGGGAAGGUCUCCGAGAGCUGCGACGUCUACAGCUUCGGCGUGCUGCUGCUGGAGCUCGUCAGCGCGCGCCGCCCGCUCGAGAAGCUGCCGGGCGGCGUCAAGCGGGAGAUCGUGCAGUGGGCGGCGCCGCUGGUGGAGCGCCGCAAGUGGGAGCGCCUCGCGGACCCGCGCCUCGCCGGGCGCUUCGACGCGCAGCAGCUCCGCGCCGUGGUCGAGGCCGCCAUGCUGUGCACGCAGAGCAACGCCGAGAGCCGCCCCGCCAUGGCCGAGGUGGUCGAGAUGCUCAGGUUCAGCGGCGAGCGGCGGACGACCAAGGAGAUCGUCCCGGUGGCGGCCGCGAGCAGCGAGGAGGUGACGGACCUGGACGACGUCACCGGAAGCAGCGAGCCCCUGGACAGGCGGAGCUGGAAGCUGACCAAGCUGAGGUGAUCGAUCGUCCGUCCGUCAGGAUUCAGGCAUGUCAUCACAUGCGAUUGAGAUGCGAAAUGAUUAGUGCCGUUAGAUCGCAUAGUUAAUUAUUGAUGAGGUUACGCAAGAAAGAUGGUGUUUGGUGGGAGAAAUCAACAAGAGUUGUUAAUCAUCUCGGCCUGCAAAGUUUUGUUUGCUUGCGUUGUGGGGUUUCUUGCAACUCUUUCUUGUUUGAUACAAUACAUGGACUGAGCAGAGGUUCAGAAAUGAUUAAGAGCUAGUGCAAGCAAUCAAGAAUUCAAGGUUUU